Homalodisca vitripennis (glassy-winged sharpshooter) is the source of this 1656-nucleotide messenger RNA. Its product is annotated as graves disease carrier protein-like. Lineage: Eukaryota; Metazoa; Arthropoda; Insecta; Hemiptera; Cicadellidae. The coding region runs from base 494 to 1450 and encodes 318 amino acids. Gene Ontology annotation, biological process: transmembrane transport. Gene Ontology annotation, cellular component: mitochondrial inner membrane. The record is from RefSeq and is a predicted model, not a curated record. The transcript has 8 exons.
AGCGUUCCAUUGUUUAUUUUUCAUUCAUUAAUCUAUGACCGUUGUCUAUAUUAUCAAGUAUCAAUGUCAAUGUCAAUCACAGCUGGACUACAGACUACACAACAUAACUUUUGAUUAUUGACAGAUAAUGCAACUUCGCAACAUAGUGAGAAAGAAAAACUGAAAGUUAAAAACGCAACAGAGAAAAAGAUUAUAAAAGAUCAUAACCAAAAGUAGAAAACAUAAAACAAUUAGAGAGGAUCGUCAGGAGAAAGUAGACUUGAAAGACCUACUUCAACGACGUGAAAACUGUUGUCAUGUCAGAGGAUGUUCCUGCUUCAGGUGAAAGUUCAUGUUGUGUGUGAUAUGACAUUGAGAGAAAGUGUAGACUGGAAGAUGAAAUUCAGGUGAAUAGAGUCUCUUGUUACAAAAAAUAAACAUUCCUUUGAUUUACACAACAAUUUUAUAGUUUGAUUGAUUUAAAUAUAUUUGUUCUUCUAAUUAGCAAUUUACAAUGACUCUUAGGACAGAAGAAAAAAGUGUAAAAUUUGAAUUUGUGUUGAAGUCUCUUCUGGCAGGUGGUGUUGCAGGAAUGUUUUCCAAGACGACUGUGGCACCCUUGGAUAGAAUCAAGAUACUCUUGCAGGCUCACAGUACACAUUACAAACAUUUAGGAGUAUUUUCUGGGUUGAAAGAAAUCAUCAAACGUGAGAAGUUCUUUGCUCUGUACAAAGGAAAUGGAGCUCAGAUGGUCAGAAUAUUUCCAUACGCAGCUACUCAGUUUACUACCUUUGAGCUGUAUAAAAAGUGGAGCGCUGUGUUGCUGGGGCCCAACUCCCACAUCGGCAAGUUUCUAGCUGGAUCUAGCGCAGGUGUGACAGCAGUACUGUUCACGUAUCCUCUGGACACCAUCAGAGCCAGGCUGGCGUUCCAGGUCGCUGGUGAACAUGUCUACACAGGCAUCGUCCAUACAGGUCUCUGCAUGUACCAGCAGGAAGGUGGAUUUCGAGCAUUAUAUAGAGGAUUUGUUCCAACAAUCUGUGGCAUGAUUCCUUACGCUGGCUUCUCAUUUUAUUGUUUCGAGAUGAUGAAGUAUUGCUGUAUGAAGUAUGUACCACAGUACACUUGCUCUCCCUGCUCAAGGAAUACAGGAGGACUAGUGUUGUCGCUGCCAGCCAAGCUGCUGUGUGGGGGACUAGCUGGUGCUGUGGCUCAGAGCUUCUCUUACCCCAUGGAUGUCACACGUCGGCGCAUGCAGUUGGCUAUGAUGAGCCCUGAGACCCAGAAGUUUGCUCGGAUGGGCAUGGUGAAGACUUUGGUGCUGAUCUACAAAGAUAAUGGAAUGGUGAAAGGACUCUACAGAGGCAUGAGUAUCAACUACAUCAGAGCAAUACCGAUGGUGGCUGUUUCCUUCACAACGUAUGAACUUAUGAAGCAGGCUCUCCAACUCGACACCGGUAUGAAGAUUUGAACGGAAACCAGCUCGAUCGCGAUUCAGUAGUCAUUUUGACAAUGUACUUAUGUCCAUAGAUAAGUAACAGCAAGCUGGGGAAGAGCUAUGGGCCUUCACAUUUUUAGGGAACAGCAAGACAUUCCUGGAUAGAGGACUGGUAAAGGUAAAAUUUUAUAUAACACAAUAAACAGUGGUGUUUCACCAUUAAUAAUGGCUUUUUCAGA